Messenger RNA from Leptonychotes weddellii (Weddell seal), 3476 nucleotides. NCBI's taxonomy places the organism in Eukaryota, Metazoa, Chordata, Mammalia, Carnivora, Phocidae. The record is from RefSeq and is a predicted model, not a curated record.
AUGGCCAACCAGAGACCCUCCCUAGAAUCUGAUGUAUACAAGUUUGGAGAGAAAAGUGGGGUAGUUAUGCUGGGGUACUGGGCUGGGGCUAUUCCCUACCACAUGGAGAAAGGUUAUGCUUUCCACAGUUCUAGUCACCCACAGUCAACCAAGGCUCAGAAACAGAUGAUCGUUCUUCUGAUGGAUAACCGGAAGGCUCGUAGUAGCCUAACGUUACAUCACAAUGCCUACAUCAUUCAUCUCACCUCACCUCAUCAUGGAGGCAUGCUAUCAUCUCCCCUCAUCAUGAGAAGAAGGACUCUGCUGUUUGAACAUCAGGAAACUGCAAUCAAAUAUAUGACUGAUGGAUGUUUACUGAAACAUAUUUUGGGAGAUCCAAAUCUUACCAAGUUCAGUGUCAUCAUUUUAGAUGAAGCCCAUGAGAGGACUCUAACUACAGACAUCUUAUUUGGUUUAUUGAAGAAGUUAUUUCAGGAGAAGUCUCCUAAUAGGAAGGAACAUUUGAAAGUUGUGGUGAUGUCAGCAACUAUGGAAUUAGCCAAGCUCUCUACAUUCUUUGGAAAUUGUCCAAUAUUUGAUAUACCUGGAAGGCUUUAUCCAGUCAGAGAAAAGUUCUGCAAUUUGAUUGGCCCACGAGACAGAGAAAAUACUGCAUAUAUUCAAGCGAUUGUUAAAGUGACCAUGGAUAUCCAUUUGAAUGAAAUGGCUGGAGACAUCUUGGUUUUUCUGACUGGUCAGUUUGAAAUUGAAAAAAGUUGUGAGUUACUUUUUCAGAUGGCAGAGUCUGUUGAUUAUGAUUAUGAUGUUCAAGAUACAACUCUGGAUGGUUUGUUAAUAUUGCCAUGUUAUGGAUCUAUGACAACAGGUAAUUCCUCACAAGAGAAAGGAUGCACAUCACAGGAGGGAGGAACUACUCCAACUUUUCCUAUUCAAAAACAAAGAAAAAAGCUUAUUCAAGCUGUGAGGGACAAUUCAUUCCUUAUUGUUACUGGAAAUACAGGAAGUGGUAAAACAACUCAACUACCAAAAUAUCUGUAUGAAGCAGAGUAUUAUCAGAGAUAUGUGGUAGAUGGUGGCUUUGUGAAGCAGUUAAAUCACAAUCCAAGAUUAGGGUUGGACAUCCUGGAGGUGGUUCCAAUUUCAAAGAGUGAGGCGUUACAGCGAAGCGGCCGAGCUGGCAGGACUUCCUCAGGAAAAUGCUUUCGGAUCUAUAGUAAAGAGUUUUGGAACCAGUGUAUGCCUGACCAUGUGAUCCCUGAGAUUAAGAGAACUAGUUUGACAUCUGUAGUUCUGACCUUAAAGUGCCUUGCCAUACACGAUGUUAUAAGAUUUCCCUAUUUGGAUCCACCUAAUGAGAGACUCAUUUUGGAAGCUCUUAAACAACUUUACCAGUGUGAUGCUAUUGACAGGAGUGGCCAUGUGACCAGAUUGGGUUUGUCUAUGGUGGAAUUUCCUCUCCCUCCACAUCUGACAUGUGCAGUAAUAAAGGCUGCUUCUCUGGAUUGUGAAGAUUUACUACUUCCAAUAGCAGCAAUGUUAUCUGUGGAAAAUGUCUUCAUUAGACCAGUUGAUCCAGAGUACCAGAAGGAAGCAGAACAAAGACAUAGAGAAUUGGCAGCUAAAGCUGGAGGAUUUAAUGACUUUGCAACUUUAGCUGUCAUCUUUGAACAGUGCAAAUCAAGUGGAGCUCCAGCUUCGUGGUGCCAAAAACAUUGGAUUCAUUGGAGAUGCUUAUUUUCUGCAUUUCGUGUUGAAGCUCAACUUCGAGAACUAAUCAGGAAGCUUAAACAGCAAAGUGAUUUCCCAAGAGAGACCUUUGAAGGCCCUAAACAUGAAGUACUACGAAGAUGUCUUUGUGCAGGCUAUUUCAAAAAUGUAGCUCGAAGAUCUGUUGGGAGAACGUUUUGCACAAUGGAUGGGCGUGGAAGCCCAGUUCACAUUCAUCCUUCCUCAGCACUUCAUGAACAAGAAACCAAACUCGAAUGGAUCAUUUUUCAUGAGGUAUUAGUUACCACCAAGGUCUACGCAAGAAUUGUGUGUCCAAUCCGUUACGAAUGGGUGAGAGACUUGUUACCCAAGUUGCAUGAAUUUAAUGCACAUGAUUUGAGCAGUGUGGCCCGACGUGAAGUGAGAGAAGAUGCAAGAAGGAGAUGGACAAAUAAGGAAAACGUAAAGCAUCUAAAGGAUGGAAUCUCAAAAGAAGUCCUAAAGAAAAUGCAGAGAAGAAAUGAUGAUAAAUCCAUAUCAGAUGCACGUGCUCGUUUUCUUGAGCGAAAGCAGCAAAGGUCCCAGGAUCACAGUGACACACGGAAGGAAACAGGCUAAGCAGUGAACCCUCCAAUUCAGGAAGUAGGAAAAGCGGCCAGGAAAUGUGCUUCUACUUUGCCAUUUAUAUCAGACAGCACUACCAAGAGGAAGUGGUCAGCAGCUGUUACUAGCAUACAAGCUAAAAGCAAAUCCAAGUUCAUCAAUACCAAUAAAUGAAAUUUUCAAAGAAAAGAUUGAAUUGCCAUUGUCAUAGACAAUGAUAUAUGAAACCAAUGAAAGACAAUACAUGUGAUAUUUUCCUCACUUCAGUUUUGCUGGCCUUAACUGGUAUCAGAUGCUGUCACUGAGAUAUUUUCAAAGAACAUUGAAUUGUAUUUAAUCAGCGUGUAUUCCAUUUGCAUUUGAAGCAUUAAAAAUUAUUUUCCUUAAAUCUCUUUAAGGCCUUCUUGUUGCUGUUAGAAUAGUAUUAUAUCAGGUUAUCAGGUAUGUGACCAUUUCCUUCAGAAGGCUGAAUAUAAGAGGUUUUUACUCAGCAAUACUUAGAUGUCUAACCGUUUAAUUGCUACAGAGCUUUAUAGAUAUUUAGAGAAAAGACUUAAUCAAUUAGUAAAUAAGAAAAUUGCCUAUGGCAAGUUUCUUUGUUGAAUUAAUAUUAAUCCUUAAAUUGAUUUUUCUGGGAUUAUACAAAUUCCUUUUUAUAUAAAAAUAUAUUGUUUAAAACAGUAGCUAUAGCCAUUAACCAAAGGACAGAUGAUAUAUAUAUAUGUUUUUUUUAGCUGUCCCUACAUACCUGUAUCAGCACCAUGUAUGUAGGUGUGACAGUGUUUCAAACAGCCCCUCCACCUGGCCUACUCUCUUGCCUCCAGCUGCUUGGGUAGGACCAUUUAAACAUCUGUUAUGCUGAUCUUGAGAUGGGAGUUUUUCAAAGCAGCCAACACCACAUCACCAGUGUUUCAAAUUGGAACCUUGAGGCUAGUUAAUAUCACACUCAGGCCACACUCAGCACUUGCCCACUCUGUUGUUUACUGCCUUGUAUUCUAGUUAUUUGUGUAUUUGUCUGUCUCCCCCACUAGAUUAUACGCUCCUUGUGGGCAGGGACUAUGUCUUUCUCAUCUUUGUAUUUUUCAUGGCACCUAGCACAGUGCUUUGCACAUAGUAGUCACUCAGUGUUUGUUAAAUAAAGCUAUUAGUGUCAUUAAAAUUCAAAA